ACCUGAGCGGCUCGCGGUCGCAUUUAUAAGUAUCCUGCGAACGAAUAUCCGGCCCCGGCUUGACUUCACUCCUCCUCGACAGUUAUUAGGGAUAUCUGUUAUUGUAUACAGCCGACCAUCCUUCUGACGUAUCAUCACAAUGAGUAAAGUUGAGACUCUUACGUUUGGCUCCAUAGUCGGGUUAUUCACCCUCAGGGGUGGAUACCUGAUUGCAUAUUCAUGGCUCUUUGGAAUGUCAUUAUGGGUGACAUUCAUCGGAGGAGUUAUUGCAUUCAAGGCUCUGCCCAGACAGCAGUUCGGUGCACUUCAACAUCGCACCUUCCCCAUCUACUUCGCACUUUCCAUCAGUCUUUCUUCUCUCCUAUUGGGACUCUGGACUAAGGGUCACCCCUCGGUGCUUGAGCACCUGAAGAACCCUCAAGUUGCUGAUGUAACCCAAGCAUAUGCAUUGGCUGCUGUUAUUUUGUCCCAGGCGGCCAACCAAUUCAUCGUUGGACCAUUGACUAGCAAGACCAUGUUCCAGCGACACAAGCUGGAAAAGGCUGAGGGAAAGAGCUACAAUGAAUCCGGUGUAUCUGCAGAGAUGAAGGCUGUCAAUGCGAAGUUUGCCAAACUUCACGGGAUCAGCUCUCUCGCCAAUCUGACCUCCUUCAUUGCACUUGCAUUCCACGGUUUAUGGAUUGGCAACAAAGGUCUUGGUAAUCUCUAGUUUGUUUGUAGAGAUAUGAACGUAUCUGUAACCCAUUUGGACGGUGUAUAUAGCGGAUCACUAUGCGAAGAGAAUAGAAUUACGGUCAGAUGAAGCAAAGAAGUACAGCAAUAAUAC
Messenger RNA from Somion occarium, 826 nucleotides. NCBI's taxonomy places the organism in Eukaryota, Fungi, Basidiomycota, Agaricomycetes, Polyporales, Cerrenaceae. The record is from the annotation of a GenBank genome assembly.